AUUGACUGAACUCCUAACGUCUCGAACAGAAAUCGAUCAGAAGUUAGGCAGCAUUCAAACUCUGGAACUGUAGAGGGAUGCGGUCUUAAGCCUAUAAUUUAUUUUAUUCACAAUUCAAUAUUGCUAAAUAUAUAUUAUAUUGAAUAUUACUGUUCCCGUAGUAGAGAAUUCUACUUCUUCAAGCUUCCCUGAAUCAUUCCUUGGCCUAUUUGACCGUCGAGGCCUGUUUUUGCUAGUUCUAGUAUAUGCGUAGCGUGUACUAGCCUGUUCGUAAGGUAACGGAUGUCCUUAUAUUUAACAAAAAAAUAAAAAAAAAAAGAAGCGUAAUGUUUCAUGCGAACUUUAGUAACAAACUGUGUGGUAGCGGAGUGCUUUGCCUCCUCACGAUUCAACCUUUGAACUUAUCAAACCGACGUCUGCGAGUCCACCUUGUUAUAGGCUUUUCACUUUGCACGACAUAAGUAUACUGGGUCGCUGCAGCACCUUUUCGACGCUAUUAAGAAAAAACUAAAAUUCGUAUAGGUAAAAUUUCGUUAACCACACGAUAAUGCAAUUACAAUGUGAAAUGGAAGCGAGAAAAGUCCAUUUGAAACCAUUAAAUACGCGAAAAAAAACUUCGCUGUUGAUAAAGUUACGUAUUGACUUUUCAAGGAACUUGAUCAGCUCUUCCGGGCUUCGUUUACAUAUGCUUAGCCCAAAUAGAUGAUCAUCUAAAUGAAAUUAGUUAGCAUGCUUUUCCACAAUAACAAUCCAAUCUUGUUCGAAUUUUGUCGAAAGAGCUUAACUACUAAUCCAAGUAAUUAUCACAGGCAAAAUUCCGUGAUACCAUAUAGAAGGUACAAUUUACCGCUGCUGCCACUACUUCUAUAGAAAUAAAAAAUACUGCUUUAACUUACUUUUUAACAAAGCAAAUUAGCAACUUGAGGCAAUCUCGUUUUUGACGCAAAAUUAAUCCAGGCUUAUAAUCGAAGCAUCAGGACAAUAAUACACAAUGUCCUAGGGCAAGUUGAAUCACCUAAUAUUUUCUUAUUAUGCCGCUAUAGGUCGAUUCAAGUUAUGCCAUGUCUACUUGUAUUCAUGUAUCAAUCAUCAUAGUUGAGGUACAUAACCUUGAAGUAGGUGUUUUAAGCAGAUGGAUGGUUAACUAUAGAAUAGUAAUAAGCCCGAUUAGGAGACCAUGUGUUCAUUCAUUUUAUCAAAAACGACGAAGUAAUCGUGUGUUUCAUCACGAGCAACUUAUAAACUUAUAAACUGUCAAUAUGUUUCGUUGAUUUCUUUCCGUAAUUUUCAGUAAUAUAUAUAUUGAAGCCCUAUAUUGCUGGUCUUACAUAGUCUCGAAAGAAAGAGACUGCCUAUAGGACUCAUCCCAUAUAGGUAUCGUUCAGGAACAGGAAAAAGGAAUGGGGAUGUUUAGCGCCGGAAAAGCAAUCCUUUACCCUAGCGCUUCCGCUCCGUCAGAUCUAGCAGGUUUUUCAAGCAGUGCGAGAUAAAAAAAAUUACGACAAGUAAUCCAGCCAGCUUCCUACUACGCUCACGUCUCGGCUGUGACCCGUCUGAAUAGUUCUUGCAACGUGCUGAAACACCGUUCGGAGCUCUGACUAGUGCUAGUGCUAGUGCUGUCAGCGAGCUUGUUGACUUCGCUACUUCAGUAGCUUAUUAUAUGCAAUCAUCAGGCAUCAUCCUGGUAAUCAUUCAUUCGCUCAGUUACGCUCAAAUACCCGUCAAUUCGCUGCAGUGAAAUGGUCAUUGUGACGGGGGGAAAAGAAAAAUUCAUUGGAUAGGUACCACGAAAGGAGUAACGAAGACGGCCGACGGUAAAAUUACCAUGUUGAUUUUGAUCCUUUCUGUCAAGUAUCUCGUCGAGCGGACUAUUAGACCAUUGCGUUGACCAGUCAGUAAUGUAUUAUAUAAUUAUGGCUAUAUUAUGUAUGUAUGUAUGGUGUCAUUAAUAAUACCUAUGAGCAAACCGAUACUUACUAGUUAGGAUUCAAAGUUGCAUUAAAGAAAAAAAGUUAGGAAAAUAUUAUCUUUCGUUGGACCGAAUACUCAAGUAUAUUAUUCGAGUUAUAGCAGUCUAUUCAAACUUCGUAUGCAGCUAGAAGUGAACGGGUCAGCAUGAGGUUGACACAUCACUCUGAGGUCGUUACAAGGUUCAGAGUGAAGUCAAAUGAUCCGACUGAGCAAUCUUUUUUUUGGACUAUUUAACAUUAACAUUCUGUUACUUUUGCGUUGCUUGUCACUAAUAACGCGUUAACUGAGAGACAAACCUUAGAAUAUCACUGUCAUAUUUAGAAAAUCUAAACGUGCACACAAAUUGUAAAGCAUCUGAUCUUUUGGCAAAUAGUAGGGAUCGCGAGCUGAGAUCAGAGCUGAAACUAAAAGGUAUAGCUAAAAGGUCAAACAGAAUUAUACAGAUAUAUGAGAAAAGUUGAAGGUGAGGUCAAAGAUAAAACCAUAGUACCUAUUGUGAUACAUUGUAACGCUUUAAGAACCCGGACAACGACAAGAGAAAAGAUGGCCCACGCAGGCCACACGGGACGUGAAACGGCCGGCCAGAUGACAGGCGAUGCGUACAACAUUAGCGACACACAUACGUGGAAUAUGAUGCAUAUGGCAUUUUACGCGUCAACAAACAGCACUAUCCUUUUCAGCGACUGGAAGAUUACCAAUGCUAGACAGAUGGUCGGCGCAUGCGUCGGAGUGUUCGUAAUGGCAAUGCUAUUUGAGGCCUUAAGAACUUUUCGGGAGCGUCUGCGAUCAAGAUCCCGCGGGGACAGCAAAACCUCGUUGAUUAGUCAAAGCCGACAAUGGACUUCAGCCCUUAUGGACCCUAGUCAUCUUGUACAGACAAUGCUAUACGGGUUUCAGAUUACGCUCGGCUAUUUGUUGAUGCUGAUCUUCAUGACGUAUAACGUCUAUAUCUGCCUUGCUGUGGUGUCCGGCGCUACAUUGGGCUUCUGGCUAUUUAGUUGGAGAAAAUGCCCGAUGUUUGACAUAACCGUUGAGCACUGUGGAUAGCUCCAAUAAGCUGGGAUUUCAGCUGGCAGUCCGGAAUAACGCAGAUUCAAAGCGACAACAACCACUGAACAGAAAAAUCGAUUAAAUUUCCUAACAAUAUAGCGACGGUAACAGCGUCGUUAGCAGUAAGGAUCUGCUCGACGAGCUUUGAUAUAACCAUUUAGGUCUAAUUCACGAUCGCUUAACUUACGCGUUAAAAGUUAGCUAAAGAUCGGCGCUGUCAGGAAACAAGGCUUGAAGGAGCUCCUACCUUAAAGUGGUCGUUAAGCUCAAUGAUAAAUUUCAACAUUAAUCAUAUGGGUCGCGUAAUUUCACAUAAUAAGAUCGAUGUUUGGCACAUACAUCCAGUUACUGUAUUAGUUGGUCAGCAAAAUGUAACGCCAAUGACACAAGCUGGCAUGAUGAAAGGCGCUUACUAUAUGUAGCCCUUAACGACUACUGUGACAUUAUAUAGAGAAAAUAAUAAAAACAAAAAAAAAUAACACUCCUCAAUAGUUCCAGUCAUUUGUAGCUACCUGUUAAAAACGGAAACAUAUAUAGAGGUACUUUUUUUCUCAACUUGAUUAUGAUGCAAUGCUAUAAGCCACAUUGGAAAAAAUGCCACCGUUUAGAAAAUUGUUUGUCCUAUUACGUUCUGUUGGACGUUCUCUAUAGU
Varroa destructor (honeybee mite) is the source of this 3673-nucleotide messenger RNA. RefSeq names its product high affinity copper uptake protein 1-like. Lineage: Eukaryota; Metazoa; Arthropoda; Arachnida; Mesostigmata; Varroidae. Gene Ontology annotation, molecular function: copper ion transmembrane transporter activity. The record is from RefSeq and is a predicted model, not a curated record. Gene Ontology annotation, cellular component: membrane. Gene Ontology annotation, biological process: copper ion transmembrane transport.